UUACAAACAUUUAACCCAUCACUAGUCAUGCAUAUCUAGAACUAUCCUUUUCCCACAAUUCAACCUCUGAUCAUGACUAGGAUGGCAACAAAACCCGAACCCACGGGUACCCACCCGACCCAACCCGGUCAACGCGGGUAAAACCUGUGUUGACGGGUUUUGGGCCGGGUUCGGGUUUAAGCCCGCUACACUAUUCACCGGGUCGGGUUGGGUUUGAGUUUAGGUAAACCCGCCCCAUGGGUACCCGCCCACACAUAUAAUUACUUUCCCCGUACAUUUAAUAUUCUAAAUAAUAUUUCCUUAAACAACUAAUAUUCUUUAUGUUUGUGGAGACAUGCAUAAUUUGUUCUUUCUAAUUGUUUAGAAUGAAGUUGAUAUUAUGAAGUGGAGAGUGAAGAAACUUAGUUGACGAGGAAGAAGCUUUCAAUUAAUAUUAUUGUUUAUAGAUGUUUAUCUUUAAUUUUGAACAAUUUGUAUUGAUCAUUUGCGGUUUGCUUGUAUGCUCUAUAUUGCUGUUUUUUGUAUGAAUAACUUGUAUGAGAAAAUUGAUGUUAAACUUUUAUUUUGAAAGAAACUUGUUAUUGUAAAUUUUUUACCACAAAAACCCACGGGUACCCAUGAACCCGCGGAUACCCAACGGGUUGGGUUGGGUUUGAGUUUUUCAAACCCAACGGAUUUUAACCCGGGUUUUUUUGGCGAAUAAACCCAUAGGUUUGGGUUUGGGUUUGACAAAACCUGCCCCAACCCGACCCAUUGCCAUCCCUGACUCACUCAUCUGAUGGAAAAUGGUUUUCAUAAUGAAAACCGCGUCUUGCUGCCCAUCCAUUCAUCCAUGCAGCUUUCGGUUCAAACAUCAAGCUUUUCUGGCAACCUGCUGCCGCCAUCUGUAAGCCUUGCCAUUUGGUGGCAAUGCUAUCAUGCUCUCCCAUGGCUGACGGGUCCAAUCCAAUAUCUCCACUCUCCCAUCUUUUUCAAACCCACCCAUUUAACUCCCCUGACUUUCCCUUCCAUUACCAUACAACAACUGGACACAGCUCUUUCUUUUCAAGUAUAAAACCCUAGCCGAACCCCCCUUCAUUUCUCCUCACCAAUUCACACAACGUACCUCUUUCUUACUGCAUAACAUCACCAUGGCUGCUACAUCUUCGGCCUCCAUCCUGCUGUUCAUGCUGGCGACUGUGGCCUCCUCUGCUGCAGGUAAUUUCUACCAGGACUUCGAUGUGACAUGGGGAGACGGCAGAGGAAAGAUCCUCAACAAUGGCAAUCUCCUCACCCUUUCCCUCGACAAGUCCUCUGGCUCGGGAUUCCAGUCCAGGAAAGAGUACCUGUUCGGCAAGAUCGACAUGCAGCUCAAACUCGUCUCUGGCAACUCUGCUGGCACCGUUACUGCAUAUUACUUGUCGUCGAAAGGAUCGGCCUGGGAUGAAAUCGACUUCGAGUUCCUGGGAAAUUUGAGCGGCGAUCCUUACAUCCUCCACACCAACGUGUUCGCACAGGGCAAAGGAAACAGAGAGCAACAGUUCUAUCUCUGGUUCGACCCCACAGCAGAUUUCCACACUUACUCCAUCCUCUGGAACCCGCAGCGAAUCAUAUUCUCGGUGGACGGCACCCCGAUCAGGGAGUACAAGAACCUGGAGAGCAGAGGAAUCCCUUUCCCGAAGAGCCAGCCGAUGCGGAUCUACUCGAGCCUGUGGAACGCGGAUGAUUGGGCGACGCGUGGCGGUCUGGUGAAGACGGACUGGUCGAAAGCUCCAUUCACGGCUUCCUACAGGAACUUCAACGCCGAAGCGUGCGUGUGGUCUAAUGGAGGCUCGUCCUGCGGGAAGAACAACAACUAUCAGGGUUCCUCUGGUGCAGCUGCGUGGAUGUCGCAGCAGCUCGAUUCGACGAGCCAGCAGAGGCUGAAAUGGGUUCAGAAGAAUUACAUGAUUUACGACUACUGCAAGGAUUCCAGGAGGUUUCCUCAGGGAUUUCCUCCUGAGUGCAGCGUCGCCUGAGAAGGAAACUUGGUCCACCGUGUGUGCAUAUGAGUAUAUGACUAUUAAGUAUUUGAUGGCAUACAUGAUACAUGUAUAGUUGUUCUGCUGUACCAUAUAACAAAAUAAUUUUCAAUAUUACAAUGUAUUUUUCAGAACCAACCUACACAAAUACAUGUGUAAUACAUGUAGUUCAAUCUUACAAAUGUAUUAAAGUUUAGAAGAAAUUGGGGACGACAUCAUUGGGAGUUCGAUUGAGGAUGAAGAAGAUGAUGUUCAACGCCUUUGGAACAAGUCAUGCAAAAGGAAAUGAUUAAAACCGUAGUAGACACUUUAAAACUACUUGUUGCAAUUAGAGAAGACAACACCAAAGAUUUCUAGUGCAAUGAAGAAAGUUCAAACUGAACGCGUCUACCAUCCUUUUUUUUAGAGAGAAAAUACAAAUAAAGAGAACACACAAAUAAGCAUGCGUCUACCAUACUUGAACUUAAGAAGAAACAAACAAGUAGAUAUUAAUAUUUUUCUAGAUUUUUCUAGUUGUAUUGUUAAUUUUUGUAAUGAAUUGUAUUUUUAUAAUUUUAUAAUUAUUAAUUUAUAGAUUGCGUAUUGGUUCUAAAAAUAAUUAUUAUCUUAUGAUUCAAUUAAAUUUGCUCUUUUUUACAACAAUCCAAGUCGAGACCGACGCAAUUAUUAAUUUAUCAUGUAUCAAUUUAUAAAAUCAACACAACACUUAACCUUGUUAUCCACGAGACGACAUUGAGGUUUUUAUUGUAGUUUCGUAUCUCCACGAAACACAACACUAAUAUGUGUUUCAUGGACAGGUCAAAUCAUCAACUCCUUCUUAGGUUUCUUCCUAAUACGUUCGAUCGUACAAUACACAAUAUUGCACAGACUAAUCGGCCGAAAUUAACAAAUCAAUCACCUAAACUUCCCCUAAUCUCGAACUGAGUCAGCUAGAGAAUUAUUUGAGGUCAUUCUUUACUUUGGUCCUUCAAGCAUCCAAACUAGGAAUGGCAAUGGGGCAGGUCCGGGCGGGUUUUUUGGUACCCAGAUCCGCUCCGUGACAGGUCGGGUAAUUUAUCACGGGUUGCGGGUCGGGGCAGGUCGACCCAAUGGGUAUGCAAUUUAUAUGAAAAAUAUUAGAAAUAUUCGUUAUUUUUAUUAUAAGACCAAGAAAACAAAGAAUAUUAUGAUAAUGUAGUUAAAUUAUUAAAGAAAUUGAGGUUUUCACUAAUUUACAACUUUAUUAUAGCUAAAAUAUAUGUAAUAAAAGAAAAAUCCUAAGGCCAAGUCCAACGGGAGCCUCAUAAUUGGCGAAUUCCCCAUUUAUGGCGGCUGUUCGGCUCCAACGCGGCAUCAUUUAUGGCGAUCGGCGCCAUUUUUGGUGGCAUUCGGCAUUUGGAGCGGCAAAUCUGGCGACGGGAAUGACGAUUACCCCAUUUAUGGCGUCUGAAAAGUGGUUGUAGCGGAACAACCGCCAGCCCCGAGACGUGCGGCGCACGCGCGCGGGAAAGCGACUCCCCUGCGCGCGUGCGCCGCACGUCCCGGGGCUGGCGGUUGUUCCGCUACAACUUUUUUUUUUGUAAUUUAAUUAAUGUUGAUUAGGUUUUAAAUGAUGAUUUAAUUAUGUAAUUGAUUAGGGAUUUAGUUAUGUUUAAUUAUGGCUUUAAUGAAUAUUUUGAUUUGUU
Molecule: messenger RNA, 3664 nt
Organism: Linum trigynum
Lineage: Eukaryota; Viridiplantae; Streptophyta; Magnoliopsida; Malpighiales; Linaceae
Source: the annotation of a GenBank genome assembly